UCCCGCAGUCAGUCAGUUGUUGGGCGAAGCGCGCGCGGUACGCAGUGGCUUAAACCGGUACGGUCGGAAGAUACGAGCAAAGAGACAGGAUGGCGGUCGGGGCUAUUUGCUUUUUGGCGGUUCUAUGCAGUUUACUACAGCAAGGUUUAGCAAUAACGUGCUACCAAUGCAACAGCCACAACGAUUCGCGGUGUCUGAUGACCAAGUUGCCGGACACUCUCCGCCUGCCAUGCAGCCCCAAGGACACCAUGUGCCGAAAGAUCUCCCAGGUUGUGGAGUUCGAGAUGAACGGCAUGCCUCCAGACAGCCGUGUCAUCAGGGGCUGCGGAUGGGAUGACAGCAGCUACAAGGGCCGUUGCUACCAACGCUCAGGUUUUGGAGGCAGACAGGAAGUGUGUUCGUGCUUAGAAGACGGUUGUAAUUCCGCAUCCGUGCCGGUAGUAGCCACUGUUCUAAUGCUCCUCACAUUCGCAUUACUAAGGUUCUAAUUAACCUCAUAAAACCAAGACAUUUCAAGGUUAUCUACCUUUAAACUAAUAUAACAAUGUCGCGACUGACAGGCACCAUUCAGCCUAAAUCCUUGGACAAGUUAUUUGAACUUUGGAUAAGUGGACUAGAAAGAAUUGUAGACAUAAAUCUAAGGGAUUAUAAUGAUUGUACGGAGAUCUCUGAUUUUUGAACGCACCAGAAAAUAAUUAACUUAUUUGGAAAAUCAACCAUUAUUCUAGGUCAAUUUGAUAUGGAUUUAAGUUAUGUGAGUAGAUCUGGGCACUUCUGUUUUUUUUUCUCUUUAAACUGUGAAAAUAUCUUAGUUCCAUGAGAAACCAUAUAAACCACAUAGAACCAGAAUUAGUGUUGCUUCACUUAGAACUUGGAUCUUAGUUGCGCUUUCCUGAUUCUUUCCAAGGAUUCCAUAGUAGAUACAAAAUAUUAUUGAGGAAGGAUUUACUCUUAUGUUCUAAUAACAAUUUAUUUCCUAUUAGGAUUUCCGGACUAGAUACUCUUGUUGCGUCCAAACAAAAGUUACACAUUAUAAAUUACUUCGGAGGUUGGACCAGAUAAUCUUGAAAUGUCUGGCCUAAAAGCACUAGUCUUGUACAUUGUAUUGUACUUGGCCUAACUAGGCUGUAGAUAUAUUAGGAAGUAAAUUAUAUUAUUAAUUUUUAGAUGCGAGUUUCUAUAGAAUGAAUGGAACUCUUCCGAUGCAGAAGUAGAUAUAAAUAGGUGGUUUAAAAUGGGGGGGUAAUUGUGUGCCGCAUUUCUAAUGGAUUAGCUUAACUCAAAACGAUUGCAACUACUUACUUUUAUUUGUCUAUAAUAGACCGGUUGAUUUUGAUAAAAUGCAUGCACCUGUAUCGAUUAUUCCUAAGAUAUAAUUUUUAUGUUAUUUUGAGAUGAUGUUACUAGAAAUCAAUCGGAGCGGCUAGUUACCAAAGGAAGUGUAGAAAUUAGAUAUAUAACCAAUGUAGAUCACCAUCGAUGCAUAUCAACAAUUUUGAUAAUACUACAUUAAAAGGUGGUUCCAUAGCUAAUAUUAUUUUAAGUAAUGCAUAUAAUUUUUUGUACGGACUUGGCAAUAUCGUAAAACUAACAAAGAACGAAUCGUGCAAAUUGCAAGAGAAGUUCAGGGAAAGGAAUGCUCUUGAUGCGUGAAUGUAAUAAAUAAUUAAGAUAAAGAUGUUUCUGAAUAAUCUAGGUAUGAAUGAUGAUGUGAGAUUGUGAACAAGCAUAAAUCUAUUUUCGAUAGAGAUAAAUUUUAAAUCACCUAAUAUCUUUGUCCUGAGUGAUGUACAACUAUGUGAGCUCUGAUUACAAUUAUGGCACCUCUUGAUACCAGGGAAAUUUUGAGAGAAUCACAGUUCUUUAAAUGUUGGAACCACAAUUAUAUUUGGCACACCAAAAACUUGAUAAACCCUGUUUGCAUACAAAAAGUGCGACAAGUUUACAACUACCGAAGUUAGCUUAUGAAUUCUGUAUGGAACUGAGGGCUCCCAUGUUCAGUAACUUAUCUGGCUGGUUGAUCAGUAAUUGUCUUAUAUAACGCAAAAUUUAGAGCCGCUAGCAUACUUCGUUGACAUAUCACUAUCUUGUUUAAAACUAUCGGAAAAGUUACAGAAUAUGGGAGAAGGUCGCCGUUCGAUUUAGAACCUUCGGGAGAGCUUCUCAAUCAAGUAUAAGGCUGGUAACUAUAUUUCACAAAGUCUUUUGUUUAUCGCUGCGCUUGCAAUGUACCCAAAUUGACCAAAAUGGGGCAAACCGCUCCACUGGGACGCACAGUAUUUUAUAGAUACUACCCUAAUACAACCCAUUGUAUCAUACUACUAAAAUUUUCAUGAGCACAGCCAUUAUUGAAACAAUAAAUAAGCUUAUUCCAUCACAUCUACCGACGUGGAAAACUAGACCAGGUCAUAGCUUAUGCUUAAUGGAACGGUGGCUGAUUACUCUGAUGCUAUUAGUGAACUAGCGCGACACUGUACAGGUGAACACAGAUUUAUAUGCCAAGGAUUUAGUUAUAUCUAUUACAUACGGACAUUGAUUCUCUGAUUUGAUCUCUACAAAUCGUAAUUUUCGUUUAGAUUCUCAGAACUACGGCAUAAUGUACCAAACGGAUAACUCAUUACAAUAAUUUCCGUACAUUCCCUUAAGUCAAAACAUCACUCGAUGCCAUUUUUUUAAGAACUAUAGAUCAAUCUUUGACAGAGUAUCUGCGAUCACCCCUGGCGUAGCCCAGAGUAACCAUAGAUGGUAAGCGAUAGAAAUGUAGAAAACCAUGAUUAUUUGACGUAACAUGACUGUAUCUCAGUUGACACUAAAUUUAUCUAGGCACUAUGGAAAGUGGCCAUCAAAUAAUGUCCAAACCAUUAUUAUGCAUUACGUAAUUGUACGUGCCAAUCGAGUCGAAAUGAACUCAAUUGGUCACUUAGGUUUCAGAAUGCAAAAUAUGGAUUCAACAGGUUAUUUGGUGGCAACUUUUAAAGUGUUUGUUUAAUUUGGUGACAACUCAGAUACAAAUCAGAGUGCAGAUCUGAUAUCGAGAACCGUUCUAAGCGUUUACAUUUGUCUAAGUGUUUUUUUGUCAUUGAAUUGUAUCGUUGUCGUCAAUUUGAAUUCAUUUUGUAUCAUAUUUCUUGAAACGAACUAAAUUAUGAGUCAUUUAAAAAUUUGACUUUUAACUCUAUUAUUUUAGUUUUCUAAGUAAAAAAUUAGUUAUCUUUCGACUACUGUCAUUUGACAUUGCAGGUGGAAUUAAAUACACUCUGUAUUUAUCACCGACUGUACUAACAAAACAGUGUUAAUGAUGCACAACUUAGCGAUGGUUUGUAAAUAGAAGAUAACACGUCAAAUAUAACACUGCCUCCUUAAUGCUCUAAUCAGUUCAGAUUACCAACGUUUUCAUGUAUUACAUAACAUUGUAUUUAUUGCACUCUUGUGCAAUAAUAGCUUUACUGUUGUGUUUGUUAAUUGCGAGUAUUUAUUAAACGUUUUUCAUUAU
Messenger RNA from Pararge aegeria (speckled wood butterfly), 3493 nucleotides. RefSeq lists its product as uncharacterized. NCBI's taxonomy places the organism in Eukaryota, Metazoa, Arthropoda, Insecta, Lepidoptera, Nymphalidae. The record is from RefSeq and is a predicted model, not a curated record. The transcript is spliced from 3 exons. Gene Ontology annotation, biological process: sleep; regulation of synaptic transmission, cholinergic; positive regulation of voltage-gated potassium channel activity. Bases 90 to 488 code for a protein of 132 amino acids.